Molecule: messenger RNA, 2361 nt
Organism: Habropoda laboriosa
Lineage: Eukaryota; Metazoa; Arthropoda; Insecta; Hymenoptera; Apidae
Product: sphingomyelin phosphodiesterase 4
Exons: 14
Coding region: 1-2361 (786 amino acids)
Biological process (GO): glycerophospholipid catabolic process; sphingomyelin catabolic process; ceramide biosynthetic process
Molecular function (GO): sphingomyelin phosphodiesterase D activity
Source: RefSeq, a predicted model, not a curated record
AUGGCUUCAUCCGCAGACGUUGCUACGAUCAGAGUGCAGAGAUAUCUGAAUAUGCCAUUGGUGCAAAGAUGCAAGGAAAUAGCAACAUUAAUAGAUGAAUCAAGUACAACAGAAUUGCAACAUGUGUUUCCAAUAUUGAUAGACUCAUUGUUUGGGACAACUGACAAUAUUGGUUGGGGUUUACACAGUAUCACAUAUAGAAGAAAUCCACAGGAGUAUGAAACACUUUGCAAUUUCCUUAAUCCACAGGGGCCAGUUUUUUCUUUAUGUUAUAAAUUAUUGCCAGAUUGUUAUUUGAAAUACAAUUUUCCAGUCUCAUAUUUACCAGCAAAAGUACGGUCAAUGUUGGAGGAAGGUGUAAUACCACCAUUUUAUCUUGACAAAAUCAGAGAUGAACAGGGUACACGUUGUGUAUCUGCUCUAAAUAUGAAUCCCUUUGAAUAUUACAUCUUCCACUUUGCAUACCAUCUAACAAACCCAUGGUUGCAAGUACAGCAACAGGAAAAUGUUUGGGUUAAUUGGGAAACUGUUUAUGUUCAAUUAGCUCAUUGCUAUUUGUAUCAUUUUCUACCCAGAGAUAAUUCUCCAGUUUUGCCAAUAAUUGGCCCAUACAUUAGAAAAACUCCACAACGUAAACUAGUUCAAUCACCUGAUUCUAAAAGAUUGCAAACACCGCGGCUUCUGAGAACUUCAAUAUUAUCGCCAGGAUCUCCAAAUUCUGCGUCAACAGUGCCGCAACAACAAUGUUUGCCGCAAGUUUGGAGGAGCGAAACCGUGGUUCAAGUAUUUCUCGACUUUUGGGUAGAAUAUAUAGAGGAUGAUCAUAUAAAUCCGCGAUUAAACACGUCGUAUUCCGCUUCCGUUCCCUGUCGUCAUAGCAUUCAUUCCGGAGAACACAUACGCCUUGUACGGGCGUUUAUAAAGACUUUGCAUGAAUUUGCAAAUAGCGCAACAGGUGACAAAAGUGCAAUGGAUGAGCUUAAACGAAUUAUUUUGCCUUCUGUUCAAGGCAAAAUCUACACAUUCCUUCGAAAAGCUAUACAUCACUGGCCUCUAGACAGUUCAUUUAGAUUAAUUCUUGAAGCUUGGUUAAGCUUUAUUCAACCAUGGAGAUACUUUCCUGGUAUAACAUACACCAAGGAAGGUAAAUCGGAAGAAGAGGAAAGAGGAAAGAUACAUGACGCAUACAGAUGGAUGCCCUUUAUUGCGCACAAUUUAUUAGCUUACACAGCAAUAUUUCAGCAAUUACUUCCACGUUUCAUGAGGACAGAUCUUGUGGCUCCAAAAAAUGCAUUAAUGUUGUUUAGAGUUACAAAAGUCUUUUCACAACAACAUUUGGCAAAAAUAAUUUGCGAAAUAGAGAGUCACAUAGACGAUGUUGGUUUAAGCAGAAGUCGAAUGUCGACGAAUCAAUGGACAUCGACCUUACGUCAACAAAUUCUGGAGCUUGAAGGACCAACACAUCAAUAUGUUCCAAUGUUUUCUGUGGCUACUGUUUCACAGGUCAUCCGUUUGUUAAGCACAAUCAAGCAAGCACAUUUAACAGCGACUAGUUUAAUUGAUGCAUUGGAAAAGAAGAGAAAAAACAGGCGAUAUCUUAUAGCUAUAUGGGAAUUUUUUAAUGGCGAAGAUUAUUCCUCGGAUGAUAUUAGUAUAGAAGAACGACGUCGUGUUCCUAUUUAUCUAUCGAACGCACAGCAACAAUUAAUCGAAAUUUUCGAGAUUAAAGUAGAAGACAUUCCUCAGGUAGCCAUCGAAGCCGACCAAGAAUACCACGACAGUAUUUUAUCGACAUCUUUCUGUCAUCAAUCACAGAUGGACUCUAGUUUAGAUACGAGUAAACCAGGUGUAUUUGUUCCUAUUCAGAAAGACAGACAAACGUGCCAAUAUGUCGAAUAUAUGGGAGAUCCAGAACUACAACCUGUCCGAAGUAACGAAUGUGCAUUCCUCGUUAGAAAUUUGUACACACUUUGUACUUAUAUAAACUCAGAGUACCGACACAAGAUAAGUAGAAUGUAUCAUCGACGUGGUUUCCUCGGCAGUCUUUGCCGACAGAUUCUACAACCACCUACAAAAGUUGUGAAACUACCGAAACGAACGCAGAACGGCUUUUCCGGCGGAUACGAGUUACGCAUUCCGCCCCGACUAAGUUUACGACCUCUGGCUAAUUAUAGUCUACUCGUAACCAUAAGUCUAGGAAUAUUUAUUGCUUGGCUUACAAACUAUGGGGUCUUUACGUUCUUCGGAUUCGCUUUUUGGAUAUGGUUUAUAUAUAUAGUAAUAUGCGCAACGUUGGAACCUUGGAGAAGAUCGAAUAGAAAUACAUUCAGGGCCAGCACAACAGCAUUCUCUAUGAACUGA